Molecule: messenger RNA, 1946 nt
Organism: Melanaphis sacchari
Lineage: Eukaryota; Metazoa; Arthropoda; Insecta; Hemiptera; Aphididae
Product: proton-coupled amino acid transporter-like protein pathetic
Exons: 9
Coding region: 168-1544 (458 amino acids)
Biological process (GO): amino acid transmembrane transport
Cellular component (GO): vacuolar membrane
Molecular function (GO): amino acid transmembrane transporter activity
Source: RefSeq, a predicted model, not a curated record
AAGUCUAAUCAAUAUUAUUGUUCAAAAAAUUUCAGUUAAUUAAAAAUUGCAUGAUAUAAAAAAAAUUAUUCUUUUGGAACUGAGAAAAAACUACGAAAAAGCGAAAAAAAUACAUUGAGGGUUAGCAAGAAGCAUCGCCGAAAUUUAAGUCGAUCUUAUUUAGCAAAAUGUUUAAGAUAAAAGAAGAACCGGAAAAUAAACAAAAAACUUUAAGAAAUCAAGAAAAGGGUGACUUUGAUCCGUUUCUUGAAAGAAAUUUGGAACACCCAACCACGAACGGUGAGACCCUGACUCAUUUACUCAAAGCGUCUCUAGGGACCGGCAUCCUGGCCAUGCCGUUGGCUUUUCAAUGUUCGGGGCUUAUAAUGGGUAUAUUUGCAACAGUAUUUGUGUCUUUCGUAUGCACGUAUUGCUCGUACUCAUUGGUGAAAUGCGCUCACACGCUCUACAAACGGAUAAGAGUGUCGUCCAUGAGCUACGCCGACGUGGCUGAAGUGGCGUUCGCGAACGGACCCAAAUGGUCUAGAAAUUUCUCGUCGAUAACCCGGCAGUCUGUGCUCUGGUUGUUGUUCGUCACAUAUUUUGGAACGUGCAGCGUGUACACGGUGAUAAUCGCUUCAAACUUUGAUCAGCUGUUCACAUACCACAUGGGUUAUGAACUGAACCUCCGAUCCUUUAUCGCGAUGCUGCUCAUACCACUCAUACUGCUCAGCUACGUACCUAACCUCAAGUACUUGGCACCCGUUUCUAUGGUGGCCAACCUAUUGAUGGCAACCGGUCUGGGCAUCACGUUUUAUUAUACGCUGUGUGACGUACCCAACAUUUCUGAAAGGCCGGUUGUGGGGUCACUUGAAACGUUCCCGACGUUCUUCUGUCUCACCGUGUUCGCUAUGGAAGCCAUUGGAGUGGUGAUGCCGCUGGAAAACAAUAUGAAAACGCCCAGAAACUUUUUGGGACUUUUCGGCGUGCUAAACGUCGGCAUGGGUGGCGUGACCGUUGUGUACAUUUUGCUCGGUUUUUCCGGUUACUUGAAGUACGGCGAAUCAACGAAAUCGAGUAUAACGUUAAACCUUCCCAUCGAAGACGUUGCCGCUCAAGUGGCUAAAAUAUGCAUCAGCUUAGCCGUGUUCUGCACGUACGGUUUACAGUUUUUCGUGUGCUUGGAAAUCAUGUGGACCAAAAUCCAGGAAAAUUUUAAAAAAACUACGACCUUCCACAAUUACAUCUUGAGAACGGUUUUGGUGACACUGUCUGUGAUGAUCGCUGUAGCUGUACCGACAAUUGGACCGUUCAUCGGACUCAUCGGCGCUUUUUGUUUUUCGCUUCUCGGCAUCGUUGUUCCUGUUAUGAUAGAGUUUGCCACAUACUGGAACGACGUCACAGUCUGGAUGACCAUCCGGAAUGCAGUGCUGAUUGCUGUCGGCAUUUUGGCGCUGAUUUUCGGCACGGCCAGCAGCAUCGCAGAUAUCAUAUCUACGUACGAUCCUGCCCAGGCCGUUAAGUGUGCUAUCAACUCCACGCUGACUGAGCCAACCGCAGAAUGACCGAAAGUCCGGUCAUAGCAUCCGUCACCCAGCCACACACAACUCAAGACUUCCGAUCGUUCCGAGUAUAUCGAUACGAUAAUAAUUGUAUAUAUUUAUAACCAUAGGCGUAGUGCUAGGAGCUCUUUGGCUAGACCAAAUGCCUUCCACCCCUUUAUCUCCCAAAAAAUGAAAAGGGUCUAUUGUUUAUAUUGUCGAGAUCAAAUUUUACGUUGUUUUUUAAAAUUUACGAAUUGCCUCCCGUUCUUAUCGUAAAUAAAAAGGUUAAUAAAUACUGGUUGCUUUCGAUGAACAGAUAGUUCAUAAUUAUACACGUGUUAUCUCCCGUAAAGAAUAAAAUAGUAGUUAUAGUAGUCUUCAGUAAAAUAUACUAUAAGAGAUAAAUAUUAUUACAUAUUUUAA